CAAGACAAGGUUCAGCAGACUCAACAUUUACAGCAUUUUGUUACUAGUAAACGGUGCAACUACAAUGAUGACAUCUUUAGUCAACAAGUAUUAUCAAAUGGCAGCUUACAGCGCUAUAUUUGGACUUACUCUGGGCGGAAGCUUAAGCCUUUCGUCCAUAGUAUUGGUGGAUCUGUUGGGUAUGGAUAAACUUAACAACGCAUAUGGGAUUUUCUUGCUUGUUACAGGCAUAUCUACAUUUAUUGGAACUCCUCUCACAGGUGUUUUCCGCGAUAUGACUGGCGAUUAUGACUUAGGUUUCUGGGUAGCAGGAGGAAUAGUUGUUCUUGGAAGCGCACUGCUUUUUACAAUUCCUUCUAUUCAAAGAAGAUUUCCCCAGUGAAAUAUCGCAGUUAUAUCGUAUCUCAACAUAUUAUUCAAGAAUUCGAACUCAAGAAUUUCGAUUCGUCAUAAUUUCUC
Messenger RNA from Argiope bruennichi, 459 nucleotides. RefSeq names its product monocarboxylate transporter 14-like. The record is from RefSeq and is a predicted model, not a curated record. NCBI's taxonomy places the organism in Eukaryota, Metazoa, Arthropoda, Arachnida, Araneae, Araneidae. Gene Ontology annotation, molecular function: transmembrane transporter activity. The transcript has 3 exons. Bases 65 to 382 code for a protein of 105 amino acids.